This is a messenger RNA of Harpegnathos saltator (Jerdon's jumping ant), 2650 nucleotides long. RefSeq lists its product as uncharacterized. NCBI's taxonomy places the organism in Eukaryota, Metazoa, Arthropoda, Insecta, Hymenoptera, Formicidae. The transcript is spliced from 3 exons. The coding region runs from base 340 to 1020 and encodes 226 amino acids. The record is from RefSeq and is a predicted model, not a curated record.
ACGACAUGCACAUCCUUCUAUCGUAGUCGCGUUUGUUGCGAUUGUACGUCACGUGUGAUACGCGAGCGCGAGCUGCACGAACUGCGCAGGAUAAAAGCGGGAGGAAGUAACUACGCAGAGGAGUACACCCGGGAAGGUGGAAUUGCGUCACGAAUUCUCUGCGGCGAACGGUUUUUCCCUCGACGACGUAUCGCACGGUGCGAUGUAUCGUGAACAGAAGUGACGUUGCGUUGUCGUGAUUCUUGAAGCUCCGUCGCGAACGCGCGUGUGAUUUGGACUCUUCGCGGGGCCGAGCGAGGCCAUACGAUCGGAAAAAUUGCGUACAUCUCGCGGGAGGAUAUGCCGGACAGCGGCGCCGUUUACCAGCCGACCACGGUCGGUUAUACAUACGACAGCGGGGGCGAUGGCACCGGAGGCGGCAGCGGUGGCCUGAGGCACGGCUUUUGGAGGAUCAUGUCUAGACACAAGCUCAGCUCCCGCAAAUGGCUCGAAUGGGUGUUACUGUCGGUCGGAUUGUGCUUCUUCGUCGGUGGUCUCGCGACGAUUCUCGUCAGCUUCGUCUGCACACCAUCGCGAACAAACGUGUCGGAGGCCAAGCAAGAGGAUCAUACAACGGUAGUUCCAGAUAUAACACAGCAAGUGGAAGAUGCAGAAGACAGCUCUGUAGCAUUGGGCGCCUCCAUGAUGAUAGUUGGUGUGUUACUCGGCUUAGCCUGGGGAUGGCUGUACUUCUUCUGCCGUAACAAAUCACCAAGGAAUGGCAUGACCAGCAGCAGUGGCCAGAUGUUGGGCGGUUUGAAUCCAUCGACUGACUUGCUGGUGGGUUCCACUUCGCAGUACGGGCCAGUACUCACGGAGGUACCGAGCCAGCUGAAGAUGAAGCAAGCGGGCUCGCACGACACGCCGGCCUUGCCGCUUUCCGAUCAAGAGGAAGAAACGCACACGCUAAUGCAGGACUCUGCGAACCCGCCGGCCGUUUCCGUCGGAUCCGGCGUCAUCGUUAAUCAGGUCCCAGGUUGAGUACGCAAAUCGUUCGGUCGUUUUCCGCACGCUCGUUCGUAACGCGUGAUGGACGAGAGAUCGCUUUGGUUUUUUAUAAAUCUUCUACACACGUUGCUCUCCUGCGAGAAGAAUUUACCACGACUUUCGCCAAUCUCGCGGAUCCUGUCUCAUUUUACCUUCGGGACCCGGGGGGUAUCGUCCCUGUUUUAUUUUUCGGAGUCAAUCGCACGUCUGUUCUCGAGGCCAUCAUGGCGACAAUUUUGUGAUUAAUCGAUUUUAUGCCAUUCAACGAAAAAUUGCUUUAUUAUUCUUUGCCGUGUUUUUGUACGGUUCGCCUGACUCGUGUGACUUUUAUUUUAAUAUUAAGCAUAGACUUUUACUUUAAUAUGCACAAUCGCAAUUUAAGAGAUCUCAUUUAUAUACAUAUAUAUAUAUAUACAUAUACAUGUAUACAUUUAGACGCGUUGGUACUUAUCCCUGUUUUUUGCCUACGCAUUCCUCCACUCCGUCCAUUGCCUCAUCGUUGAUAUGUUAAGCGAGCAUUGGAUCCAGAUAGAAAAAACGCAUUUUACAGGUUAUGUAUGUUAAAGCAGUUGCGUUACGAUCGUGUCGAUUUCUAUGUGAUGAGUUUUAUAAUGAUCUUUUUUAUCGGAAACACAUAUUGAACUUGUCGCAAGAUAUUCUUUAACUUGUGUUUUCAUCAUUGAGGAAUCACAUUUGCUGUUAUAAAUACUUUGGACGAACCUACGCGCGGUCGAGCACUUCUCGAGACCUUGCCCUAAUUGAACGUGCUCUCAUGAUAUUUAUAUAUUCUUGCGUACGUACUUUUAAGUAUCGGAUCUAAAUUAGUACCCGUGGUGACAGCCCGUAGUCGUCAUCGACUAUGUAUGUAUAAUGUAAAUUGAGGGUCGCACAUUGGAGCAUGUACAUCAAUUCAGUCAAUAACUGUCACUGUAUUAGUACAUGAACGAUUAUGUAUAUAUUAGAAUAAUGUGUGUAUAAGGCAUAUAAGACGAAAUAACUGCAACUCGAAAGAUGAAUUUUAAAACGUUUUCACGAACGUGUUCUCUCUCGAUCACGCCACCACAAUGCACAAUUUUCAUUGUUCCGGUUUCUUUUUACACUUCCGUGUAAAAUCUCUGAUACUAUUGUACAAUCGUCAUUUUAUAUUGCACGUGAUUUUUUUACAUACUGAUCUAUGAUGGAUAUAUUUGCCCUUCAAUGGGAUACUUAUCGUGCUGGAGCAUUUUCUAUGAGUACACAAUUAAUUUAGUCCUCGAGUCGUAUGCAAAUAUAAUGUAAAUGUAGAAUCUAGUAGGGUAUUUAACAUUAAAUAACGUUGCUUUCGGAGCAAAAUAUAUGAUAUUGUAUAAAACACCAAUUCGAGCUAAUUUUUAUACAUUUAUUGUCAUUGCUGAAGCUAUGUGUUCAGUUUUAUGAUAUGUGAUAACGAUUUUUGAGGAACUAUCGAAGGACGGCCUGAAAAUUCGUCUGAAUUCAAUGCUGUUGUAGAUUCAAGCACAUGUAUAACAUCACCAAUUUUUAACAUUUGCGUGAGGUUCUUAUUUUACGUUCGUUAUUGAACUGUAUACUAAUUUGUGUAAAUGUUCUGGGAUAUGUAAGUCAAAUAAACAUACGAUAUAAUCUA